Molecule: messenger RNA, 4055 nt
Organism: Heterobilharzia americana
Lineage: Eukaryota; Metazoa; Platyhelminthes; Trematoda; Strigeidida; Schistosomatidae
Source: the annotation of a GenBank genome assembly
GCUGGAUUUAAGAGAUUCGCUACAAUAAAAAUGAAGUGCAAACAUUGUGGCAGCUCUAAUUUAGAGGAAGACCGUGCUCGUGCAGACCUAAUAUGUUUGGACUGUGGGAUGGUAAUGGGUGAAAAUGUCAUUUCUUCAGAAGUAGAAUUCAUUGAAACUAGUGCUGGUCAAUGUACUGCCGUUGGACGAUUUGUGUCAGAUGGAAGUAUGGUUAAAUUGUUUCUUUCACUUUUUGUUAGGCCAAGCUGCAAACCUAAAGGAGUCACGUCAGGUUACAGAAAAUAAAGCUCGUCGGAGAAUCGACACAAUUUGUGGUCAAUUACGUCUUGGGAAUGACAUUACGGUCUCCGCCUUCCGCUAUUAUCAAAGUGCACUUUUUCGUGGACUUACAAGAGGUCGCAAUGCUUUUACAGUUGCAGCAGGUUGUAUAUAUCUAGCAGCGCGCCAGUUGCGUGUCAAUUUGAUGUUGUUAGACCUCAGCGAUGCAGUUGGUAUUAAUGUAUACGUUCUGGGUCGUGUUUAUGCAGAUCUGAAGAAACGACUUAAUUUGGCCAUACCAGAAUUGGAUCCUUGUAUAUAUAUCGAUCGUUUCGCCAGUCAAUUAGAGUUUGGAGAUAAAGUAUCAACAGUUGCUACGACUGCAAUGCGUUUACUGCAAAGGAUGAAGAAAGACUGGAUCGCAACUGGUCGGAGACCUAGUGGAUUGGCGGCUGCCGCACUUCUUGUAGCUGCACGCAUUCAUGAAUUCAACAGGACGGAGGAGGAUGUAGCUCGAAUCGCUCGAAUCAGUCAAAGUACUGCGAGAAAGCGAUUAGAAGAAUUCGGUCGGACUCCAUCAUCUGCUCUUAGUAUUGAGGCGUUUUUCUCAGUUGAUUAUACCGAAGAACAAGAUCCACCAGCAUUUGUAGCCUCAAUGAAACAGGAAGAUGAAAAGUUAAAAAGUAUGUCAGAAGGUGCAAUGGAGCGUAUUACCAUGGAAAUAUCUGAACUAGAGCGUCGUAUAGAUAGUGAAUUACAGAAACUGUCUGGGAAAUAUACAGCCCGUACGAUUUCUACACAGCUUUCCAAAAUAGAUGUCGGAUGUUCUAAAGGCAUACAGCAUUUACUGGCUGAAACCUCAGAUUCUCUGAAAACUUCAGGUCUCCUAAGUGAUACUAAAGAAUUAUCGAGUGAAACUGAUGAGUGUGUUAAAGAUACUGCUACACCUAGUACAAAUGAUACCUCGAGUCAACUAGAAGGUAGCCAAGUUCGGGGAAUACUACGUGAUGUUUUAGAUGGUGUAGUUGAACCAGAAUUAUUGGAUAACUGUGUUGAGGAUUUGCAUAUCUUAACUCAACAUUCUGGUACUAAGAUGUGUCAACUUUUAUCAGAGGCUGAAGAAACAAGAAACAUGGCUGAUAGUGGUGGUGAUAAAAAAUUAUUAGAACAAGAUCCUGAUUCUAAGCCAGCUGAGAUUGAAGAUACUGGAUCCAGUGAACCUUCAUCGAAAGAUGCAAAGUCCCUGAAGCUACCAGUUUUUAUUCCGUCAACUGUUGUUACAAAGGUAGAAGCUAAAAUUGACACAGAUGAUACAUUGCAUACCGAAGACAUUGAUGAUGAAGAAUUAGAUCGAGAAUAUUUACUUCAGCCUAGAGAAAUUAUGCUGAAAGCAGCUAUUUGGUUCAAAGCGAAUGCAGAACACUUAGAACAGUCACGCAAACGAAAAUUAGCCCAACAACAAAAGCAGCAGGAACAGGAAGAUAUUAAAGGUCCUAAAAAGCGUAAAAGUGCCAGCCGACGUAAUAACAAUUACUCAACCUCAACAACAAGAAUGAAUCGCAAUAUGAUUUCGAAAGAAGAAGAAACUAAACCACUAUCACGUAAAAUUAAUUAUGAGGCACUUGAAGCAAUUGUUGGCCUACCUACACCAUCUUCAUCAGCCCAGUCGAGUAAUAAUGAUAAUAAUAAAAACGAUGAUGUAAUACCAACGGAUGUGGACCACAUCACUGAACCAAGACCUGGUCCAUUGCUUGCAUCCACCUUGUGUGACAAUGACAAUUCUAAAGAGUUGUACAAGUCAGCUAAACCCAUUUCAGUCAAUAAAAAUCAGAAUUCACUGACCAAUUCCAUCAGUGCAGUAUCUAUGCCCACUGAUAAAGAUAGAAUUCAAAAUGAGCACUUAAAUAAAGCUAAUGGUAGAAAAGAUGACAACGAUCCUGGUGUUAAUGAUGAUUAUGAUGAUGAGGCAGUAGAAGAUGAAGAGAAUAAUAAAAAUGAUCCGUAUGAUUCAUAUUUACCUAAUUAUAGCCAUGGAGUUGACGAUGACGAUGAAGACUGGUCAAAUGGUGCUGAAUUGUGGUGAUUCACAAUAGGUUACUGUACAAUAAAUAUUUGAUUUUGUGUAUAAAUUUUUUUAUUAGCGAAAAUAUCCAGCUGUGUAUAUAGAUGUAUAUUUUCUACUGCUUUUACUAUAUGCCUUUAUGCAUUUAACUUUAAUUAUUAAUUUCCCUUAUUUGAUAAUUUUAUUCACUGUUCAUCAUUUAAUUUUUACGCAGAAAACUAGGGAGCAGCAAAUGUUUCACACUUCUACUCCCUAAAUUCAUAUACCCUUUUAUCUUGAUUAAAUGUGUUCUUUCCUAUUUGUAUUUUAUUAUUAUUAUUAUUAUUAUUAUUAUUAUUAUUAUUAUUAGUCCCUUGGGUUCCUAGUGGAACAUAGGACUUCAGUAGCACGUCUUCAGUGACCUCUGUUCUCUGAGAUCUUUUGAACCUGGUUCCACGACAGCCCAGAAGCUCUCAUUUCCUCCUCGCACGACCUCCUCUAUGUCUCCUCCCGCUCCUCCAUGUAUAUUUAUCCUCUAUUCAUUUACACUAGAGACUAUUAGAAUUAUUUGUUUUACUAUUAUUUUUUCUACUGUUUUCACUUUUCCUUAUUAUACGCAUACUAAAUAUUACUGAAAUUGUAUAGGAUGAUUAUGUGGCAAUUAAACAUAACGGCAAACAUAUAUCUAUGUACAUACAUGUAAUUUCUGUGUAUGAUUUUCAAGUUUUUCUUUGAAUAAAUGAAUUUUAGAAAGGAUGAAAUAAAUAAUAGACUAUCAAAACGGUAACAGUUGUGUCUUAUAUUCGGUUGAUCAAGUAACUGGAUCAAUAAUUUAGAAGUCGGAAAUAUGGACCAUUGAAUUCUGGCUCAAUGGCUCCAUGGUAAUGUGCUGGACACAACCUGAAAGUCCUGACUUCGAUUCCUGGCCGGGUUGUGGGUGCGUACUGCUGAAGAGUCUCAUACUCGGACGAAACGGCUGUCCAGUACUUGCAGGUUCCCGAUUUUCCUCCAACUGAUGUCAAUUCAUCAUGAAUACCAAUUUGAAGAAUCACUAAAUCCCUAAAUUUGAAACGAAUUUCAUGAAAACUGAAAAUACGUCUUGCUGAUGCGUGUAAACAAGUACUGAACUUAGAUCCAUUGUUUGCUAUCAAGUGGCUCUCAAAGCGCAAUACCAAAAUACAGUUCACUGUGGAAUCUCAUCACUAAGUUCGGUGAUCAGUUGAUUCAGAUCAUUACUGAAUACUUAGGACUUCAUGGAUAUAUCAGUUAACAAUCGGUGAUUGACUCUUGUUUAGCUAUUUUUUGACAGAAUAUGAAAUUAAGGAAAUCUGUGAACCUGAUAGAUUGAUAUCAUAGUCUCAGAUUUUCAUCCUAUCUUUAUUCCAUCAAAGGAAACUGGCUUAUUUUUAAAGAGGACUUGUAAUAUGACGUCCAUUGUUAUUGAGAGAUGAGUGGUCUUCGUUUUCACUCUUGAGUGACUAUUUAUUAUGUAAUCAAUUACUCAAUCUUAUUUUGUCUUCUACAAUAUUUUAAGUGUAAGUUUUAGUGUUUUUUUUACAAAAGUCAUUAGAUUGGUUAGGGGAUUUUAUCCUUUGAUACUUAUUGUUUUGUGCAUUUCAGACUUGAUCUAUUUGUAGUUGUCAGUUUAACCACCUCACUAUAUUCUGCUUCAGAUCAGCUUCCAUUUCUGAACAGUAGGGUUUGUAACAAUACUAUUAGUCAGAAAAAUCACGUUCAUGUUUUCGAUUCACAAGGC